UAGCUGCCAGCCCUGGCCCAUCAUGUAGCUGCAGCACAGCCUUCCCUAACGUUGCAACUGGGGGAAAAAUCACUUUCCAGUCUGUUUUGCAAGGUGUGCAUUUCCAUCUGGAUUCCCUGAAAGUCCAUCUGCUGCCUCGGUCAAGAGAAACUCCACUUGCAUGAAGAUUGCACGCCUGCAGCUUGCAUCUUUGUUGCAAAACUAGCUACAGAAGAGAAGCAAGGCAAAGUCUUUUGUGCUCCCCUCCCCCAUCAAAGGAAAGGGGAAAAUGUCUCAGUCGAAAGGCAAGAAGAGAAACCCUGGCCUUAAAAUCCCAAAAGAAGCAUUUGAACAACCUCAGACCAGUUCCACGCCACCUCGAGAUUUAGACUCCAAAGCUUGCAUUUCUAUUGGAAAUCAGAACUUUGAGGUGAAGGCGGAUGACCUGGAGCCUAUAGUGGAGCUGGGCCGGGGGGCGUACGGGGUGGUGGAGAAGAUGCGGCAUGUGCCCAGCGGGCAGAUCAUGGCGGUGAAGCGGAUCCGGGCCACAGUAAAUAGCCAGGAGCAGAAAAGGUUACUGAUGGAUUUGGAUAUUUCCAUGAGGACCGUGGACUGUCCUUUUACGGUCACCUUUUAUGGCGCACUCUUCCGUGAGGGGGAUGUCUGGAUCUGCAUGGAGCUCAUGGACACGUCCCUAGAUAAAUUCUACAAACAAGUGAUCGAUAAAGGCCAAACAAUUCCAGAGGACAUCUUAGGGAAAAUAGCAGUUUCUAUUGUAAAAGCAUUAGAACAUUUGCACAGCAAGCUCUCUGUCAUUCAUCGAGAUGUCAAGCCUUCCAAUGUGCUCAUCAACACCCUGGGCCAGGUGAAGAUGUGCGAUUUUGGAAUCAGCGGCUACCUUGUUGACUCCGUCGCUAAAACUAUCGAUGCAGGAUGCAAACCGUACAUGGCCCCCGAGAGAAUAAACCCAGAGCUCAACCAGAAGGGAUACAGCGUGAAGUCCGACAUUUGGAGUCUGGGCAUCACCAUGAUCGAGCUGGCCAUCCUUCGGUUUCCCUAUGAUUCGUGGGGAACUCCUUUUCAGCAGCUCAAACAGGUGGUGGAGGAGCCGUCGCCACAACUCCCCGCAGACAAGUUCUCCGAAGAGUUUGCUGACUUUACCUCACAGUGCUUGAAGAAGAAUUCCAAAGAGAGGCCAACAUAUCCAGAGCUUAUGCAACAUCCAUUUUUCACCCUACACGAAUCCAAAGCGACAGAUGUGGCAUCUUUUGUAAAAUCGAUUCUUGGAGACUAGAAACGACGGACUCCAUCAGCUGACCCUCCUGUGGACUGGUGGGUUUAACGGCGUGAAGCAAGUUCACUGAAGCGCCAACAGAAACUCGUCUUUGAGAUAAUUUAAUCCUGCCUCUCAGAAGGAUUUUUCUCCCCAUUUUUUUUUUUCCCCUCCAAAGGGGGCCUUGGAAUCUAUAGUAUAGAAUGAACUGUCUAGAUGGAAGAAAUAUGAUAAAGGCUUAGGACUUAAAAAAGGUGAUUAAAUAUUUAAUGAUGUAUCAUAUGAGUCCUUAGGCUUUUCAGACUUCUCUUGUUCUUUACAAAAUGAAUGCAUUGGCCCUGGUAAAAAGGUGCUACAGUGGUGAUGAAAUUGUAAGUAGAUCUGUGGUUUGUCCCACUUAUUAUUUUAAUAUUUAUGUUUAAGCGCUUGGUUGAAAAGAUUCCAUUUUAUGCAAGGAGGGAGAGACAAAAGACAAGAUUGGGUUGGCAGUAUUUAUAGGCUUUUUCAUUUUUUAAGUUCAGUCGUGUCUGUGGUCCAGAAGAAGUUAUUUAAUGUGCAUCUUUAAGAGUAUUAUAAAAGUAUCCACCAGGAGCUCUUGUGAAGUAUCUGUCCCAGCUGUUGUGGCUGCUGCCGUGUUCCUAAAUUUCUGCUCCAUCCUGGGGAAUAACCACAUUUUCUGGUGAAGUGGCAAGGUAUCCUGGUCAUACUCUUUUCCCAACUUUGGAAAACAUAAAAUCACUUUUAUCACAGCUCAAAGAGUCACAGAUUUGGUUCUCUUGACAUUUGUGUUACACUAUUAAUGGAAUGUGACUCGUGAUGUGAUUUUCUAUCAUCUGUCUAUCCUUCUACACGUGCGCGCGCAUGUGUAUGUUUGUAUUUGAUGUCACAAAUUCUGCCAAAUGGCUCUUAUAAAUAACGUCUAAUAUCUAUAAAUACCAUCUAAGGAGGACGUUUGUCAGUCCUAAGGGGAAAUACGUCAUACCACACAGAGAAUCAGUGCCUUCCUCUGCUUUUCCCCCUCCUACGAUGUAUAAGCCCCAAGGAUUGCCUUUGUUGUUACUGUACUCUUGCUUUUUUUUUUUGGUUUUGUUUUCUGUUCAGUGAAGAAGCCUUACUAUAAAUGCAAGGGCUGCAGUAGAAGAAAAUUAAAGGCAGUGAGUCGUUCUCUGAUAAGGUGAGAAGAUAAUGGGAAGGGCUGAAUGAAUUCCUGGAAGUAGAGGCCACAUUUCCACAGGCCGAGUUCAAGGCACGUCCUUCUUCAGCAGUGGAUCGCUCCACGGUGGGAGGCCAGCUCCAUGGUGGAUUCCUAACAGGCGGACGAGGCAACAAAAGCUCUUUCUCACGGCCAGAUACACCCACGGGUUCUCUGAUCUGGGGCUUGAGGUUCCUCAAAGGUCCAAGAGUGAAGUGGUCCACAGGGAAAAUACGACUGAGAACCACCAGGAAAACACUGUGUUAAUACAAAGCCACUCUUGCAGCACAAGGGCAGAGAACUUUUAUUAAAAGAAAAAAGAACACACUCUGUUGUUCCUUUCUUGGCCUCAAGUUCACAAAUAUGGAGAGAAGACUGCUCCCUUGAAUACUCCGCUUUUUCCCCUUUUAGAUUGUGAGGGGCAAUCAUAUCUUUUUCUCUCUUUGCAUGUUUCCCUUGUUCUUGGCAUCCAGCUCAUGCCCAGAGAGGGUAUGGCUCGUCCAUACACUUCUUCAUCUUCAGUUCCAAGACAUACCUGUUUGAUAAACAUCAAGUUCAUCUGCUUUGAUGCUACCCCGGUCUUCAUCUUUCUCCAGCCAGAAAAAAGGGUAUUAUCCCAGUUAUUAUUGCCAUUCACUUUCCUACCCUUCUUUCUAAAUCUGGAAGUUUCUCUCUUUGAGACCCAGAGAAAAAAAUCAAAACUGUAUUCAUUCAUCUUCUGAGAAAAGAAAGUAGCAGAAAACUGUCUGAGGCCAUUUCAUGCCAGCUUUUGGUGAGAUAUGCGAAGCAAGACAUCUGUCUGGUCUGGGCCAGAUGCUCUUACCUCUCGCUCAGUGUGAUCUCUACUUUGAAAUUUUCUUAACUAACUGUGUGUCUCAUGUGUACCCAUCUCCAGUCUGUGAGCCCGGGGCCUGGAAUCACAAAACAAGUACACCCGGGGAGAGGAGUUAGUCAACGGUUCUCAACCCUGGUGCACACUGGCAUCACUGGGAGCUUGUGAACGCUGUUAAUGCCAAGGCCCCAGAGAGUCUCACUUAACUGGUCAGGGUAGGACCUGGGAGCAGGCAGUUUUCACAGGCCACUACUGUGAUUCUGAUGUGCAGCAGGGUUGACAGCAUGGUCUACUACCCCCUAGGGAGAGAGACGGAAUACUGAUUUGAAAUUUGGGAUACCUUUUCCCCAUAGAAACGAUGUUUUACAUGGUGAUUAGGCACCUUACAUACUAAAGUAGAAUGGCCUGAUAGCCUUACAAGUCUAAAGUUUAGAAUUUUUUUAAGAACUGUGUUAUAAGUUCUAAACAACUAAUUUUAAAAUAAAUAUAGAGAUGCAUAAACUAUAUUUAGGUUGAUGUAAGUUGGGAGUCUCCUGUACAUACGUGUGUGUGUGUGUGUGUGUGUGUGUGUGUGUGUGUGUGUGUAGAGAGAGAGAGAAGAAAUCCCUGUCCAGGGAUGAUACUCAAAAUAUUUCAUGUGCUACCAGCAUGGACCAUCUGAAUAUUAGCCUUGCCUAUAAUUAUCAGUGUAUCAGAAAGUCAAUAUAUCUCUAUAAAAGAGAUCAUGCUCUUCUUUCCACAAAUGUAUUUGAUUUGGUGUGAUAUAAUUACCCACAUUAUAUAUUGUCUUUAUGUUGAUAAAAAUAUCCAUUUCUCUAUAUGUUGUUGGCUUCAGAGGUAUGCCAGAAAAGUAAUGUGAGUGACUUUUAGGACAAUUGCCGUUUACGUGUGUGUAUCAGUAAGGGUUGCCCUUCAGAGGAAACACUUUCAGGAUUCUUUAUGUGAAUAAUGCUACUAAAUAUCUUGGCCACUUCUCCUUCAGAAAAGGCUUCAGAGUCCACGUCCUCCCCCACACGUGUCGCAUGGGGAAUCACCAUUUUAUAAUUAUUCCUUAGUUGUUUGUUUGUUUUUACAAAAACCCUUACCAGGUAUGUUCCUCUGUUUUACCCACCUUGCGUAUCAGACUUAGCACCAAGCUGUGCUUGGCAACUUCUAGAAGUCAAAGUUGCCCUCAGAGCUGGAGGUUCAUCAUUGACAACUUUUAAAUGUCCUUUUAGAAGACCAUGCAUUGGCUCUGAAGAUAAUUUCAAAUGUAGAUUUCUCAAAAAAGCACGUGCUCGUUUUUAAGCAAAGUCAACCUCCCCGGAGUAAGUGUAGAGCCUCCCCAGUGGUGACUAAAGGAGAAGGAAAUCACACAGAUGUGUGUACUUCAUGAUAAAAUAUCAGAGAGCCCCCAGUUUCCCAGCUGGCAACUUCUAUCAGCCCCAAUGUGGAAGAACCGUCCGUUCUUCUAGUGUCUGUGUUUGGUCACACUGAUGUAAUCAGAACAAAUUGGUUACAUACGCCGCUUCUCUCGUGCUUACACAGUCUGAGAUGGAAAAUGAGUAUGUGUGUGUACAGCUCAGAACUGUCUGUCUUUUACCGUGCUUGUAUAUCCUCCAAGCCUAACCCAAAAAUGUAUGUGCCAGAGAUUCCCAAACAUCCUCUGUUCAGGGUGCCAUUGAUUGUCUUAGUAACUUUUUCCACGGUGCCCUAGGCCAAAAGAAAUACUUAAUAGUUCCAUUUAUUAAGUCGUUAGGUCCACAAAACUUUUUUUGUCUUCAUGUUAAAACAGUUUAUUAAACUAGCAAGGAGAAGUCGGUAAUUGAAAUGACAAUAAACAGUACCAUUUACAGGAGCAUCAAAAACCUCAAAAUGCUUAGGGACAGAUUUAGCAAAAUAGACACAACACCUGAACAGUGAAAACUAUACAAUGUUUCAGAGAGAAAUGAAGGAGACCUGAAUAAAUGGAACGAAAUAUUAUGUUCCUGCGUUGGAAGAUAUUGUUUUCAUAUCAGUUCUUUCCAAAUUGAUUUAUAGAAUCAAUGCACUCUCAAUAAAAAUUCCAGCAGGUUUUAAAAAUAUAUAAAUUGACAAGUUGAUUCUAAAAUUUAUAUAGAAGCACAAAAGAUCUUAAUAGCUCAAACAGUUCAGGAACUUUUUUUUUUUUUCCUGCUACACCAUCGGGCAAACAUAAAGUACAGUUAAAAUGAUACCCGGAAACUCCUCAUGGGAGCAUAUUUAAGUAUUUGCUCUGGCAAUUUACCUAAAAGAAUGUUUUCUCUUCACCUAGGGAAAUAAAACCUGAAUUCCUGAGCCUUCAAAGUGAAACUAUCCUUCUGGGGGAAGCAUAUUGCCACCAAAUACAUCACUCACCACCUGUUCCUGGUUUCUGCAAAGAAGAUGUGUCAUUUUUCUGAGGUUUAGAGAGUCUGUGUUUACAGCUCUACAAAUAUCAUUCUACCAUUGCAGGUUUUCUAAUGGAGCCAUUUGGAAUCAAGACUUCACCUGGGGUUUAUUCUUUUCAGUUCCUGACCCAAACUCCUAUUGCAAGCGACAUUUCUCUAAAAGCCUUUUUUGUAUCUGAGGGAAGAGAACUGAGGGAAGAGAACUGGGCCUCAGAAAAAACAUAAAGCAAGGUCAAGGACUUUGUGAUAGGGAUUCUUUUCUUUAAAAAGAAGCCGAUAGCACCUCAUAACACAAACAUGUGUUAACAGAAUUUAAAAAUAUCCAGCCUUGUUCCCUUGGACUGUCAGUAUCUUGACCUCACUUUUGUCAUUUGAACUAGGAUAUCAAGCCCUUCAUUCUUGGGAGUUUACAGUUAGAUUUUGGGAGAUUUGCACUGUAUUUCUUUCUUACAGUUGUCAGUAUGGACAUAUGUCUCUGUGGACACUUAAUCCUGACACACGUGAGUUUUGCCCAGGUUACACUUUUGCAUUUCUGGGUUUCAAGGUCUCUUUCGAGGAAUGAGGCUAAUGCUCUUAUGACUUGGAGACUGAGUUCAGGGAAAGCACGGGGCAGUGUAGGCACUUACUUGUGUCUUAAUAUAGGAAAAAACAAAACAAAACAGAACUUCCUAAGUAAACCCCAGGGUUUGUGGCUUUGGCCAGGCCAUCAGGGUCUUUUCUGUUUUUCUUGAGUGCAUUUGCUUGCUAUUCCUCUGCCGGUUACAGAUGAACUGGGUUGACUUAACACUUCUGUGGAAAGGAAGUGAUCCAACCAUUUUCAUAUAUCAAAAGUCAGAAUCAGCAGUUUUGCAUUGGUCUUGCCUACGUGGACUCUAUUGUUCUCAGAUCGUGAAAUGGUGAGGGACAGCUAAGAGAACUUGUAGCAAAGCUCUCAUUCACAAUAUUAAGAUCUUAUAAUAAAACUUCCAUUUGGCCUUUAAAGAAGAGCAGCUGGGUUGGCUACGUCUUCCUCCAAAGUCACAUUCUACUGUGGCCAGGAAUGAACAAUUAGCAUCAUUUGGUCACUACCAGUGUUUGUGUUGGAGCCUGCAAGCUAUUUCAAUAGAGCAAGUCAAGCCACUGCCCUAGGGGAUUGUCAUCGGACUUUGUAGUUUCAGGCUAAACAGUGAUGUGAAAUUGUGCUUGGGGCCUCGAAGAAAAGAUAAAUGCAAAGGGCUGGCAUCCCAUGGAAGAGCAAGCUGAUAAGAGAAGCAGACAGAUAUAUCCCUUAAUUUAUUUUCAGUAAUACUAUAAAGAUGAUCUCCCAUGGGAAAAUCUAUCAAAAAGCCAAGCCUUUAUUAUUAUUUUUUUUCUUCAAAAUAUUGAACUAUAAGAGGAUUCAGAAAGUGGCAUAGAUUUGGAUAUCAGAGAAUUUUCUCGUUUCCCUAGUGUUACUGAUUCUACAGAGACCAUUUAAACUGAUGGCGCCCAGAAAAGAAGGUACAUGAUUAGAGGGGUGAUAAAGCAUUUUGAGAGUAUGCAACCCAUCUAUCGGCUGCCUUCUGGGUAAAGAAAAAUGAACACAAAACCAAGCCUCCUAACGUUUAGUUCCGGGGGCAAACAUUUUUAAGAAAGGUGGACACCAAAGGUUAUCUGAUGAGCAUACUUUUUUCACAAUGCAGAGAACUGUGAAUGUUCAUAGAAAUACACUACAGGUCUUCACCAGAAGAGCUAGAAUUUAUAAUUAAAAAAAAAAAAAGCUAGUUUGAAUUU
This is a messenger RNA of Globicephala melas (long-finned pilot whale), 7415 nucleotides long. RefSeq names its product mitogen-activated protein kinase kinase 6 (gene MAP2K6). The record is from RefSeq and is a predicted model, not a curated record. Gene Ontology annotation, biological process: protein phosphorylation; MAPK cascade. Lineage: Eukaryota; Metazoa; Chordata; Mammalia; Artiodactyla; Delphinidae. Gene Ontology annotation, molecular function: MAP kinase kinase activity; ATP binding.